Messenger RNA from Trichosurus vulpecula (common brushtail), 1685 nucleotides. RefSeq names its product coenzyme Q3, methyltransferase (gene COQ3). Gene Ontology annotation, biological process: ubiquinone biosynthetic process. Bases 15 to 1139 code for a protein of 374 amino acids. The record is from RefSeq and is a predicted model, not a curated record. The transcript is spliced from 7 exons. Gene Ontology annotation, molecular function: 2-methoxy-6-polyprenyl-1,4-benzoquinol methyltransferase activity. Lineage: Eukaryota; Metazoa; Chordata; Mammalia; Diprotodontia; Phalangeridae.
UGUCUGGAACCUUUAUGAAGCGGGUGCGCGUUCGCGGGAGGGACCGGAAAGGGCAAGGGACACGAGCGCGGACGAUGUCGGGAGGCUGCAGGCUGAGGGCCUUCGGGGCUCGCGGCUGGGGGCGAGCCGGGGUACGGAAUGCGUGCAGAGGGGCCGAACCUCCAAGGGCAGCGGCACCAGAAGGAAAGCAAACCAAUAGGACUUUACUGAUGACACCUUGGCUAUUGAGUGACAAAGGAAUCAUGUGCUUAAAAUCUAACAAUGUAACCUUUGCCUAUUCAGAUAAAAUGAAAAGUUACAGGUAUGUUGGAAUGAGAUUGUAUAGCACUUCAACAACAGUGGAUCCAAAAGAGAUGAAAACAUUUAAGGCCCUGGCGUACAAAUGGUGGGAUGAGCAAGGAGCAUAUGCACCUCUUCAUUCUAUGAAUGACUUAAGGGUGCCAUUUAUUAGAGAUAACCUUUUGAAAAUGGUUACUAAUCAUCAGUUAGAAAGCCCGUUGUCUGGAAUGAAGAUUCUGGAUGUUGGCUGUGGAGGUGGAUUGUUAUGUGAACCUCUAGGGCGACUGGGAGCUUUGGUUACUGGAAUUGAUCCUUUGAAUGAGAAUAUUAGAACAGCACAACAGCACAAAUCAUUUGAUCCAGUCCUGGACAAGAGAAUCCAGUACAAAGCAUGUUCCCUGGAGGACAUUGUAGAAGAGACUACAGAAACCUUCGAUGCUGUUGUAGCUUCAGAGGUUGUGGAGCAUGUGAAUGAUUUGGAAACCUUUAUUCAGUGCUGCUGCCAAGUAUUAAAACCUGGAGGCUCUUUGUUUAUUACUACAGUCAACAAAACACAGCUUUCCUACAUCUUAGGAAUUAUCUUUGCAGAACAAAUUGCAGGCAUUGUACCUAAAGGAACUCAUACCUGGGAGAAGUUUGUUUCACCAGAAGAAUUAGAGAGUCUUUUAGAAUCAAAUGGUCUUUUGGUCCAGACAAUAAAAGGAAUGCUGUACAAUCCUUUCUCAGGCUACUGGAGAUGGACUGAAAAUACCAGCCUUAACUAUGCAGCUCAUGCCAUAAAAUCUAGUGCACAAGUAGAAACUGAAGAGCACCACACUAAAGUUCCUGGCAUAGAUGGGCAAGAAGCAUCUCAGAAAUGAAUCACUUCUAUGCAUUUUAAUAAUGUUACUUGUUAGUCUAAUGUUUCUGAAUAUGAACAUUUUUUAAAAAAAAUUAACUUUCUAGAAGGAAUCAUGUAGGAAAAGAACAAAAACACAGGAAAAAAGCUUUUAUUCAAAAUUAAAGCCAUCUUCACAUGCCUGUUUUAACACUAAAAUCUUAGUUUUGCUUGAGGUUGGCAUGUCUUCUAUUCCCAUUCUUAAAAAAAUGUAAUCUGUAUUUACUUUAACUAUUCCACCUUGUAGAAAUGUUUAAUAUCAAAUUUUAUCUUUGUCUUUAAUUUUUAAAAAUGCCUCAUGUUUCUCUUUUUUUAUCUUAGUUUUAAACUGUCAUGCAACUGACAGCCAAGAUUUGGCAGAUUUCUCCAGAGUACAUCCUCUAUAUCAGAUAUAUUUGGAAGAUAGAUGGAUGUUUUCCCAGUCCAUUGCAACUACUUCUUGGGACCUAGAGAUUUUUUAAAAUUUUAGUUUAUUUUUUUCAUUGAACAAAAAAAUCUAUUUGCUCUUUCCACAUUCUCAUCUCAUUGG